GACCGGAAGCGGCCGGCUUCGGCUUCCGGCGUCGGGCGCGGAAGAUGGCGGAGCGGCAGGAGGCGCUGAGGGAGUUCGUGGCGGUGACCGGGGCGGAGGAGGAUCGCGCCCGCUUCUUCCUCGAGUCGGCGGGCGGGGACCUGCAGAUCGCCCUGGCCAGCUUCUAUGAGGACGGAGGGGACGAAGACAUCGUGCCCCUCCCCCAGCCCCUGGGCGGCACCGGGCCCCGUGAGCCCCCCCACAGCGAACACAGGGGGGUGACGUCGUUCAGAGACCUCGUGCACGCCCAAGAAGAUGAGGAGGAGGAAGAGGAAGGUCAGAGGUUCUACGCCGGGGGCUCGGAGCGCAGCGGUCAGCAGAUCGUGGGCCCCCCGCGCAAGCGUAGCCCCAACGAGCUGGUGGAGGACCUCUUCCGCGGGGCCAAGGAACACGGGGCCGUCGCCGUCGACCGACCCGCCAAGGGGGCCGGGGAGACCAACAGGCCCAAGCCGUUCGCCGGGGGCGGGUACCGCCUGGGCGCCGGCCCGCAGGAGGAGUCGGCCUACGUGGCCGGGGAGAGGAGGCAACAGCAACAGGCCGGGCAGGACGUCCACGUGGUGCUGAAGCUGUGGAAGGGAGGCUUCAGCCUGGACCAGGGCCAGCUGCGGGCCUACCAGGACCCCGCCAACGCACACUUCCUCGAGUCCAUCCGCAGAGGGGAGGUCCCGGCCGAGCUGCGUCGGCUGGCGAGGGGCGGGCAGGUGAACCUGGACAUGGAGGACCACCGCGACGAAGACUUCGUCAAGCCCAAGGGCUCCUUCAGGGCCUUCACGGGCCAGGGACAGAAGCUGGGCAGCACGGCCCCUCAGGUGCUGAGCUCGGAGCCGGCGGGCUGGGGGGCCGCCCCGCCGCCGCGCCGGGAGCCCGAGACCCCCGCCCCCUCCGGCCCCGCCGGCCCGCCGCCCCCCUCCGCCCCCGCCGGCCCGGACGUGGACGAGUCGCAGCCCACCACCAACGUCCAGGUGCGCCUCGCCGACGGACGGAGGCUCGUCCACAGGUUCAACCACAGCCACAGGAUCCGGGACGUCCGCCUCUUCAUCGUAGCAGCGUGCCCGGCCAUGGCCUCCGCCGGCUUCGUCCUGACCACCACCUUCCCCAACAAAGAGCUCACGGACGAGAGCCAGACGCUCAAGGAAGCCGACCUCCUCAACGCCGUCAUCGUCCAGCGGCUAGUGUGA
Messenger RNA from Ornithorhynchus anatinus (platypus), 1217 nucleotides. RefSeq names its product NSFL1 cofactor (gene NSFL1C). The record is from RefSeq and is a predicted model, not a curated record. Lineage: Eukaryota; Metazoa; Chordata; Mammalia; Monotremata; Ornithorhynchidae. Gene Ontology annotation, molecular function: ubiquitin binding. Bases 45 to 1217 code for a protein of 390 amino acids. Gene Ontology annotation, cellular component: cytosol; nucleus. Gene Ontology annotation, biological process: nuclear membrane reassembly; autophagosome assembly; Golgi organization. The transcript is spliced from 10 exons.